GCCAGGACCGAUCUCGACCCCGCCAAGUAAAGGCUCCGAGAGAUGGAUGAGGCCGUCAACUGGUCGCGCGCACCCGCGAUUGACAGUCGCUCGUAAAGCCCGGAGUCGAUCGGUGGUCGGUCUGCUUGCCCGAGAGACUCGUGUCCGUGGUCGAGCGGAGGCUCCCGCGGUCGCUGGGCGUUCCUGAGGGAAAGGUGAUCAAUAAAGCUGUGCCAGAACCCUUGAAUCGCGCGAGAGCAAGACGGUCAUGGAGUCGUCAGACAGAAAGAACGUGUACCUCGCAAAGGCCGGCGACAACUCCUUGAAUUCUGGAAUGAGGGAGACUAUGAUAGUCGGCCAAACUAACAUGGCACCAGAAUGCGGCGGAGAAGGUGUGAUGAAGCCCAACAACGUGACCAACGUUUCCACCAAUCAGGCAAAGUGGUCUAAUAACGGCCCUAAAAAUUACAUCAUCAAUCCAGUGCCGGUGAAGAACGAGAUCGUGCAUCUCGAAGACGGUAAUGCGCAUUGCAACAGCAAGAAAAUGUAUUACUAUGAGAGACACUUCACCGGACACGAGGAACCGGAGAGGCCGACGCGCAGAGGAACGAAAAGAUACAGGGACAAGGAUGCACCGAAACGAGCGCUAUCCGCGUUUUUCUACUUCUGCCAAGAGCUGCGCGGCAAGAUGAGAGAAUUGCACCCCGAGAUGGGAGUGGGCGACAUCGCGAAGGAACUAGGAAAAUUGUGGAUGAGCACGGAUCUACAGACCAAGUCCAAGUACAUGGCCAUCGCGGAGGAGGACAGAGCCAGAUAUGAAAGAGAAAUCAUCGCGUACAACAAGAGAGUUAAAAAUUACGACCCGGAAGAAGUUGGAACCGUAUAAAUCGUGACGCAGAGCCAUGGGACGGACAAGAACGACAACUUCAUUCUAACUCGAGUGCUGUAACAGACGAGAGUUCAUACAUACGCUAGACAAGCGAGUUUUACUACUAACCUAGAAUUAUCGUUGUAUAUAUUAUGUAUACUGUUGAUAUUGUCCG
Molecule: messenger RNA, 1022 nt
Organism: Vollenhovia emeryi
Lineage: Eukaryota; Metazoa; Arthropoda; Insecta; Hymenoptera; Formicidae
Gene: Dsp1
Exons: 6
Coding region: 248-865 (205 amino acids)
Biological process (GO): regulation of transcription by RNA polymerase II
Molecular function (GO): DNA binding, bending
Source: RefSeq, a predicted model, not a curated record